AUGGCGUGUCAACCUAAACGCUCCGAAACCAUCAUAGUUCACGAGUUCCUGGCCAUUGUUCAACAAAAAUUGGACGUCAUGGACCAGGUGUCUCUGGAGCAGAUACUGAUGACAAGCUUCACCGAGGACGAGAUCAUCCAAGCGAAGAAGGUGUUAGCAGAUUCAGCCGUGAGCCAAAUCCGUCUCAUCACACGUCACAGGGAUGGACGCGGAUUACAAGUCACUAUACCGACACUAUUAAAGAUAAACAAACCUUUUGCACGUAUUCCCUUGUCGAGUCUUAUGACACCAAUGCCGUAA
Molecule: messenger RNA, 300 nt
Organism: Parnassius mnemosyne (clouded apollo)
Lineage: Eukaryota; Metazoa; Arthropoda; Insecta; Lepidoptera; Papilionidae
Source: the annotation of a GenBank genome assembly